AGCAAACUAAGAAAAGGAAACACGGAUCCAAAACAAAGUAAAGAAAGAAAUGGCGCGAAACCCUCUCUCUCUUGUCUUUCUCUUUCUAGUCAUUUCUUUGCUUCCUCGAUCUUUUCAAGGAGCCACAGACUCACUACCAAGCUUUCCUUUGGCCCCUGCACUUUUCGUGAUAGGUGACUCCACCGUCGACUGCGGCACCAACAACUACCUCCCCACGCUGGCCAGGGCCGACCACCCUCCCUACGGCCGCGACUUCGAUACCCACACUCCGACUGGCCGCUUCUCCAAUGGCCGGAUCAUCGUCGACUUCCUCGCUCUUCGCCUGGGGCUGCCUUUCGUUCCGCCGUUCCUGGGACAGAGCGGCAGGAUUCAGGACAUGAUUCAUGGCGUCAACUUCGCCUCGGCCGCUGCUGGGAUCAUCUUCUACAGUGGCUCUGACCUGGGAGGGCACAUUUCACUGGCACAACAGAUACAGCAGGUGACUGAUACUUUCCAGCAGUUUGAGUUGAACCUUGGGGAAGUGGCCGCAGAUGAUUUCAUCUCUAAAUCCAUAUUCUAUGUUUCAAUUGGGAGCAAUGACUUCAUACACUGCUAUCUAAGCAAUUCAUCAAAUGUGAAAACUAUGUAUCAGCCAAGGGAGUUCAACAAGCUUCUUGCCACUACUGUCAAGCAGGAAAUUCAGAACCUGUACAAUGCGAAUGUACGAAAAAUUGUGGUUAUGGGAUUAGCUCCUGUUGGCUGCGCUCCUCACUACUUGAACUCCUACGGAAGUGAAGAUGGUGAGUGCAUAGAUGAAAUCAAUAAGGUUAUGGUGGACUUCAACUCUGUGAUGAAAGAGAUAGUGGAUAAGCUCAACCAUAACCUAUCUGAUGCCAUGAUCACAUUCUGUGAUGCCUUUCAAGGUUCCAUGGACAUAUUGGAUAACCGCCAACAUUAUGGCUUUGAGACGACAACGGAGGCUUGCUGUGGGGCUGGAAAGUACAGAGGCAUGGGGAUGUGCUUGGGGCCACAGAUGGCUUGUGAGGAUGCUUCAGUCCAUGUAUGGUGGGAUGAAUUCCAUCCGACUGAGGCUGUGAACAGGAUACUUGCGGAUAAUAUUUGGUCGGGGAUGCACACCAGCAUGUGUUACCCUAUGAAUCUUAAAGACAUGACAAAACUGAACCAAUAAAUGCUUGUUUGAUCU
Asparagus officinalis (garden asparagus) is the source of this 1183-nucleotide messenger RNA. RefSeq names its product GDSL esterase/lipase At5g08460. The coding region runs from base 50 to 1168 and encodes 372 amino acids. The transcript has 5 exons. NCBI's taxonomy places the organism in Eukaryota, Viridiplantae, Streptophyta, Magnoliopsida, Asparagales, Asparagaceae. The record is from RefSeq and is a predicted model, not a curated record. Gene Ontology annotation, molecular function: hydrolase activity, acting on ester bonds.